AUGCGAACAUCUCGACGACCCUUCGCGGUCCUAGCAAUUACCUCUCUGGCAUACUGCACUUCUGGCGUUUAUGCCCAAGAAAACUCGACUGCCGCAAGUCGUGAAAUUACAGGUUUCCCUCCGUGCGAUGCUCUAAUCGAGGCUGGUCUAGGUACCCAAGUCCUUACCGCGACUUCCAAUGAGUACGAAUCUCGGGUCGACAGCUGGUGGUUUGCGAACGCGCGCGUCCGGCCCUGGUGCUUCGUACGGCCACAAAAUACUAUGGAAGUCUCAAAUGUCGUCAAAGUGCUUUCUGAUGCUGGAUCGGGAGCCGGUGACUGGCACAUUGCGGUUCGAAGCGGUGGGCACUCCUUACCCUCUGCCAACAGCAUAGUCAACGGCGUCACUAUCGACCUCACAAUGAUGAACAACUCGUGGUACAGCCCGGAGCAGAAAGUCGCCAGUGUCGAGCCCGGAGCAGCGUGGAAGGACGUUUACGCCAACCUUCUUGAUACGGCCAAUGUUACGGUCACUGGAGGCCGAGACGGCGGUGUCGGCGUCGGUGGCUUCUUACUGGGUGGCGGCAACUCAUACUACAGCAGUCGCAAUGGCUUUGGGUGCGACACCGUAGUCAACUACGAAGUCGUGCUCGCCAACGGCACCAUCGUCAACGCCAACGCCAGCACCAACCCCGAUCUCUGGCGAGCACUCAAAGGCGGCGGCAUGAACUUCGGCAUCGUCACCCGUUUCGACAUCGAAGCCAUGCCGGCAGUCGACUUCGCCUACGGGCAGAGCGUCCUCAGCACGAACUACUCCGAUGCCGUGGUGGACGUCAUCGUCAACUUCACCAACAACCCGGAGGAAAUGGAGAAUGACCACCUCAUCCCGCUGUACAGCUACAACGCCAGCGAGGGCGGGCAGUCCAUCAUCCUCAUCGGCGUCAACACGCAAGGCGACCUCAACUCCCCCGCCUUCGACGGCAUGAACAGCAUCCCGGCACUGAGUCGCACUUGGGAGCACAAAUCUCUCGCCCGCGCGGCGAACGAGUCCCAAGUCGCCGGCGGCCUCCUCUAUACGCAAUCCACGCUAACCCUCCCCGCCAACCCCACCGCCGUCCGCCGCGCCACCGCCCUGCACUCCAGCCUGAUCCGCACGCUCACCGCGACCCUCGGCCCCGAGAAUUUCAGCGCCUCCACCUUCCUGCAACCGCUGCCCACGCAAAUCGCCAAAGCCGGCUCUCGCUCCGGCGGCAGCAAUGUGCUAGGCCUAGACCGCAUCCCCGGCAACGCCAUAUUGUGGGUGUCGGGCGUGGGCGUACAACCCGACGCUGGUGACGCGGGGUUGGCGGUCGCGAGGGCGGAGUUGAAGAAGUUGGUGGCGGAGUUGCGGGAGUUUGCGAGGGGACAGGACGACGUAGAAGGGAUGGAGUGGACGUAUCUGAACUAUGCGGACGCGGACCAGGAUCCGUUGGGGAGCUAUGGGGAGGAGAAUGUGCGGUUCAUGCAGGAGGUGGCGGAGAGGUAUGACCCUGAGGGGUUCUGGCAGGGGAGGGUGCCGGGAGGGUUCAAGGUGGGAAGGGUGGAGGUUUGA
Messenger RNA from Cyphellophora europaea CBS 101466, 1569 nucleotides. RefSeq lists its product as uncharacterized. The transcript is spliced from 3 exons. Bases 1 to 1569 code for a protein of 522 amino acids. Gene Ontology annotation, molecular function: FAD binding. NCBI's taxonomy places the organism in Eukaryota, Fungi, Ascomycota, Eurotiomycetes, Chaetothyriales, Cyphellophoraceae. The record is from RefSeq and is a predicted model, not a curated record.